GAACAAGCAGUAUAAUUCCCAGAGUUUGAUUGAUCAAAAUCCCCCCCAGGGCUCAGAAGGCGACUGUCUUCCAGUGGUCCUAGAUGCUCUGAAUGAGAUUGCUUUCCAUCCCAAGUUUCUUGCUUCACGAGUUGAGAAAGAAAGACGUGCAAUACUGUCAGAGCUACAAAUGAUGAAUACUAUAGAAUACCGUGUCGACUGCCAAUUGUUACAACACUUGCAUUCUGAGAACAAGCUGAGCAAAAGAUUCCCAAUUGGGCUGGAAGAGCAGAUCAAGAAAUGGGAUGCUGAUAAAAUUAGAAAAUUUCAUGAACGUUGGUAUUUUCCAGCAAAUGCGACGUUAUACAUUGUGGGAGAUAUAGAUAACAUUCCACAGACCAUUUACCAUAUUGAAGAUGUUUUUGGGCAAACCGAAAUGGAUAAUGAGUCUAAUUCAGCACCGAGUCCGAGUGCUUUUGGUGCAAUGGCUAGUUUUCUAGUUCCCAAGCUGACAGUUGGGCUCUCAAGCAGUUCCACGCAUGAUAGGUCAUCUCUGUCCUUGGAUCAGUCCAAAGCAUUAUGGAAGGAAAGGCAUGCGGUGCGGCCUCCGGUUCAACAUAAUUGGUCUCUUCCUGGACACAACAAUGAUGCUAAAACCCCACAGAUAUUUCAGCAUGAGUUACUGCAGAAUUUCUCAAUUAAUGUGUUUUGCAAGGUAUGACUGGACCUAAUAUUAUGUUGAACUCAUGUCACAUAAUUACCUAUUUGGAUUUUGUCAUUGUCAUUGUUAUAUUUCCUUUUCCAUAUAAUUAUUACUUAGUAGAGUCUACAAUAUUUCUCCUGGAACCAUUUCUAGCUUCUUAACUGAUCACACUAUAAAUGACCAUAUAUUGAAUGGUAAAUGAAAGAAAGUUAACCUUUGUCAAGCCAUGAACAGAUAAUUGUAUGCCUCAGGUAACAUUUAGCUAAAGAAACUCAACUGAAUUGCUAUGUCCACUCUGUUGCGUUGAGAUUUUAUAAUGUCAGUUGGAGCCUGGAGGUUCUUGGUCCCUUCUCCCAUGGUUUCUUGCACUACUUAAACAUGUUAGCAAAUUGAAGUCGAACAGCUUAGAGCAUUUCUUGUUCUGUUAUUUUUAGUAUUCAGCCUUAAAGGAACCU
Molecule: messenger RNA, 1137 nt
Organism: Capsicum annuum
Lineage: Eukaryota; Viridiplantae; Streptophyta; Magnoliopsida; Solanales; Solanaceae
Product: stromal processing peptidase, chloroplastic-like
Exons: 4
Coding region: 170-700 (176 amino acids)
Molecular function (GO): metal ion binding
Source: RefSeq, a predicted model, not a curated record